This is a messenger RNA of Macrobrachium nipponense, 1203 nucleotides long. RefSeq lists its product as uncharacterized. The coding region runs from base 1 to 1203 and encodes 400 amino acids. NCBI's taxonomy places the organism in Eukaryota, Metazoa, Arthropoda, Malacostraca, Decapoda, Palaemonidae. The transcript has a single exon. The record is from RefSeq and is a predicted model, not a curated record.
AUGCGGUGUCACCUGCCUUUAACCCAACCUAUGAAAACCAAGUAUUUCAGCCAUUUAACAGGUUUGGUAGAGGGGGCAGGGCAAGAAGUUCCUUUUGCCAACGAGCCGGAGGUAGAGCCUCCGGCCAGGCUAUGGGUGCAAGAGCAGGCCGGGGAACCCGGCCCUCAGCAUCUCAAUGAGGAUUCACAGGUAGGAGGGAGGCUGUACCACUUUCGACAUCGGUGGCGGUUCAGCAAUUGGGUACAAAGCAUAGUAUCCAGAGGCCUAGGCUGGAGUUGGAUCGAAGGUCCUCCUCCACCCAACACCUUCUAUCAGGAGCCAACACAGGAGUUGGUAGACUACUCCCAGGAACUUCUCCAAAAGGGAGCAGUGUUGAGAACGAGAAAUCUGAAGUUUCAAGGACGCUUGUUCAGUGUUCCAAAGAAAGGCACCGACAAGAGGCAGGUGAUCUUAGACUUGUCCCGUCUAAGCUUGUUCAUUUGCUGCGACAAGUUCAAAAUGCUGACCAUCUCUCAGGUGCGGACCUUACUUCCCCGUGGGGCUGUCACCACCUCUAUAGAUCUUACAGACACCUAUUAUCAUGUACUGAUAGCCCGGCACUUCCAUCCGUUCCUAGGCUUCAAGUUAGGGAAGGAAGCCUUCUCCUUCAAAGUAAUGCCCUUUGGGCUCAAUAUAGCCCCCAGGAUCUUUACGAAGCUAGCGGAGUCAGUGGUGCAAGAACUAAGGUCACAGGGUAUAAUGGUAGUAGCAUAUCUAGACGAUUGGCUACUAUGGGAGAUGGACGUGGAGAAAUGUAUAAAGGCUAUGGAAAAGGUAAUGCGUUUCCUGGAACAUCUGGGGUUCAAAAUCAACAGAGGCAAGUCCCGGCUGACCCCACAGUUACGGUUCCAGUGGUUGGGUAUCCAAUGGGACUUGGAUUCGCAUACUCUUUCCAUACCACCAGCAAAGAGGAAAGAGAUUGCCAAGGCAACCAGGCAAUUCUUGAGGUCCAAACAGAUGUCCAGGAGCAGCCAAGAGAGGAUCUUGGGCUCUCUUCAGUUUGCCUCAGUGACGGAUGUACUGCUGGAAGCCAAGCUCAAGGACAUCAAUCGAGUUUGGCGCUCAAAGCCAACGCCCCCCAGAUGCUUGAGCCUUGCCGAGGAUGGGGGGCUUAGGGUUCAGCAGCUGGGCCCUGAUGCCUGGUGGGAACUGCUUUCUCGCUAG